AUGGCGGUUCGCGCUGUGGCGCUGUGGUGCGCCGUCGUCGCUGUGCUGGUGACCGUCGCCACCACGUACACCGUCGACUGCAACCACGAGUACACGGACUGCGACACGGAACUCAAAACCGAUGUCUCGAUAACAAUAAACGUGAAAGAUAAUGAUACACCCACAGUUGCAGAACCCGACGACUUCGUUAAGACUACCGAAUUUACUUCAACAACGGAUAAAAAUACGCAAACAGUUACAGAAACUGAUGUCUUCCUUAUCACUACCGAGCCUACCUCGUCCAUGAUAGACAAAGAUACAGGUAAGUUGGCCAGUGACGAUGAAGAGGUGGCAGCACAGCAAAUCGCUCACCUUACACUACCACCGUUCACUUUUACAACAACGGCGAAGCCAACGACAACUCAUUCAGAAACUACAGUUACAUCUACAACAACACCAACCACACCAACAAGAUCUACAUCAACAACAACGUCAAUAGAUUAUAAAACUGAAGCGGAAACGACGUUAGAGCUGACCGACAUGGGCGAUUCUAUGCUGAAGCCUAAGCCUAGAUUGCUGGACUUAAGUGUCGAUGAGCUCCAGAGUUUUGCAAACGCUUUACAUAACCAAAGUAAUCUGAAUCUAAAAAACAAAGGGAUUCCAGAUUUGAGCGAAAUAUCUCUGGACGCUGAUGAAGAUGAUGAACCGCCAAGACUGAUUACAAACGUGCCUAAAAAUAAGGAUAUAUCUGAUAAGUUUUAUAGUAACCUUCAAGUGCCGUUUAAUCCUUUACUCUCAAUCGAUAGAUCGGACGAAAUGGAAAUGUGCAAAGAUAAUGAAAUUAUGUAUAAGGUAGGUGAACGCAUUGACCGUGGUUGUGAAGAAACAUGUGAAUGUACUCCGUCUGGUGUGUUCGAUUGUUCACCAAGAUGUAAGCAUCCGUACAUACGGCGUGGAAGAAGGCUUAAUGAUCCGUUGUGCUUUGAAUCACCUGUAGACGAAUGUUGCUCGAUUAUUGCUUGCUCUACGGGCGCUGGAGAACACAAGCAAAAAUCAAAGGAGAUGUGUAGCUAUGGUAAUGAAACGUAUCCCGUGGGUAUGAGUUGGCAUGUGGGCUGUGAGCACACUUGCACCUGUGAACGAAAUUCUGUAGUAACCUGCAAACCCCGGUGCAACCGACUGCAACCUUCGGACAAGUGUAUAAAUGUGCAAGAUCCUAACGAUGCAUGCUGUGAAGUUCAAGUAUGUGACGUGUCUUCUGAUGCUCACGAAGAGCCUGAGAAUAUGACGAUAGCUACGUCGUCAAGCACAGCUAAUUCCAUCCAGUCUUCAACUACUCGUCCUAUUACUACAACGCUAAUAACUACGCCUACCAGCACUACAACUAUGAUUUCGUUCUCAGAAAACACCUCUGAGACGGGAAGAUCACUAGAUGACGAAGAGGAAUUAUUUAGGCCUACAGUUAGGCCUUUAGUUUUAUCGGAGCCAAUUGGGUCAGUGACAGUGCUGCAAAAUAAUAGCGUUCAAGUUAAUUUGAUGCAUAUGAACAAUAGCGAGGAUCCAAUACAUCUGUUGUUGAGUAGUGACGGGGGCCGUACGUUUAGAGAUGUAGAAUUAAAAUUUGCCAAUAUGAUACUCAACCUGGAAGGUGGAAAAGAUUACAUUUUGAAGACAAGGGAAACUGGAACGAAGUUCAACUUCACAAUCACGGCAACGGACGCUGCGACUAACGAAGUGUCAGUGGUGGAAAUGGUCACCCCGUUGAAGAUAGGAUGUCACCACGAAGGAAAAUUCUACGCUGUUGGCGAAGAAUUCCACAUCGGCUGCACGGAGCUCUGUGAAUGCACGGGCCGCGAAACUCGUGAGUGUGCAGCGUUGGUGUGCCCCUCUCAUGUCGGCUUGGAACUGGUGUCUAAGGGUUGCGUACGGUGGGCGACCAGUCCACCAGCUGAGCCACCCAACUGCUGCCCAAGGAGUGCAAGAUGUUUAAGCGACGGAACAUGUCAUUACAAGGGUGUUGCUGUGCCAAAUUGGAGCGAAGUGCCAAUUUCGCUUACUGGUUGUGAACUGCGCUGUUUCUGCGAGAACGGUGAACUAGACUGUCAGGAAGUCUGUUCGCCGUUACCCACGCUGCCGCCGCAGUCUUUGCGCUGUCCACCUAAUCACCGUCCCGCCGCCGUUAAUAUAUCCGGCGAGGACUGCUGCAAACAGUGGGGCUGUUUGCCCAAUGACCAAAGUUAUUCAACGUUAGACCUGGAACAUAUGCUAUCCCAAAUGGAAGUGGAAUCGGAAGUUAACAGAAAUCUUGGACGUUCUGCCGAUAAAGAUAUAGGAGAAUCGUUGGCAGGUCAAUUUCCUCCAGGAUUUACACAGUCGCCUCACUCUCAAGAACCUUUCAUGCCAACCGUUCCUCCAGACGUACGAUACCCUCAAGAAGAUGAUUACGAACAGAAUAAUAUCCACCGGCCACUUAACUUGGAUCCUACUCUUACUGGACUCCCGCCGGGGUUGGCUUUGCCACCUGCCUAUGCGGAUGACAAUAAAAAACUAUCUGUUAUAUUGUUGCAAGCUGAUUCGCCCACAAGCGUUAAGAUGAUUUUUGGCCUACCACCGGUACUAGUGGGAUUGCGAGGCAGUGUCGAUCUCAGAUAUACAGACACAGCGGAUGAGGACGUCGCUCAUUGGUACUCCCAAAUAUUCGCUCCAGCAGACGAAAUCCUUGGAACACCGAGGUUAGACUUCCGUUUGACCGGUUUGAAACCCUCAACCACCUACAAGAUACGUGGUAAAUUAUACUUACACAAUCUGCCAGUUGAGCCAGAAAGCGACGUGUUCACCGUACGCACUCUAGAUUUACCGACAAUGCCACCAGAAGAGAAGAGACGAGAAAUUGACAGCAGGUUGGUAGUUGUGGAUGUGAAUGACACCACAGCUCAUCUCAGCUGGAGGCACUUUAGUGAAGACGAAUUGGAGUUCAUUGACGGCAUCCAAGUGCGAUACCGACCAGUUGGCACGCCAAUCUUUAGCAUGACGGAGUUACUUCAUCACAGCCGUUCUGUAGCUGAGCUGAACGAUCUGCGACCUGGUGUCCACUACGAGGCUUCGUUGGUAUUGAUUCCCCCACCGCAUGCGAUGACGGAACUGUUCGACCCUACAAGGGUGGAGUUUAGCACUUUGCCUUAUGUUGACCCGUACAACUGGUCGGUGGUGGUGGAGACGCGCGCCGUGGGCUCGGACGCGGCGGAUCUGACCUGGCACGGGGUCCCCUCGCCGGCUGAGCGCUGGGUGCGCGUGUACCGAGCGGCGCAUGCGUGCGGAACCACCCGCAAGGAGCACGACGCCUUCCGGCUGGCCACUAGGGACCUGCAGCCAUCCGUGACGCUCACUGGUCUGCAGCCCAACUCCAAAUGCCGAGUGUGGCUGGAGCUGUUCUUGACGAACGGAAAAGUUAAAACAAGUAACGUUCUUGAGAUUCAUACGAAAUCGGCAGAUUCUCCGGAGCCAAUAGACAAUGUAAUAGAGGCUUCUUCGGUCGCCGGCGGGCGUGGUACGCCGCGCGGCGACUACUAUGGUGCGUUGGUGGUGGUCGGCGUGAUAGCGGCGCUUGGCGCACUCACUUCGCUACUGCUGCUUCUCGUUGUAGUGCGCCGGCAUCGUCCGCGCUCAGUGCCGAUAACACCUGUGCCUUCAGCUCCUAGAGAGUCGUCGCUGCCACCAUAUGACAAUCCAGCUUACAAACUGGAGUUGCAACAGGAAACGAUGGAUCUC
Iphiclides podalirius (scarce swallowtail) is the source of this 3747-nucleotide messenger RNA. Lineage: Eukaryota; Metazoa; Arthropoda; Insecta; Lepidoptera; Papilionidae. The record is from the annotation of a GenBank genome assembly.